AUGCGGCAGGUGGCGGAGUUCUCGGCGGCGCUGCCGUACCGCGAGCGCCUGCGCGACGAGGUGACGCUGGCGCGGCGCGCGCUGGGGGCGGUGCCGCGGAGGAGCUCGGCGCGCUGGGCGCCCGCGCUGCCCGUGGACGUGUCGCUGGCGGAGGACUCCACGCUGCUGACGGUGCAGCUCCCCGUCACGCUGUGGCGCGCGGACGUCGCCGACGACGACGGCCAGGGCGACGAAGACUACGACGGCGACAGCGACUACAUCUGACGGCCGCAGCUGUCGUUCACCGCUCUGGCGCUGGUGGCGCUGUGAGCGGUGACUGUCAGACUCCUCGUGUGGUGCGGCCUUGCGGUUACUCUGCUCGUCUUUCCCUCGUCAACCGUAUGGCAAAAGGCAAAAAUCAGUAGGCGAAAGGUGUGGCAUUCGAUUUUAAAUGCAAUAUUAGGAGCUGACAUUGUGUCAAGCUAGUUGCGAAGGAAGUGUGGUCACUCCCACUCCCUUAUGUGGAAUACAAUUGUACCACUUUGAUUUCGACUCCCGCCUACGAGUAAUAUAGUUUUUAUUAAAUUAUAUUAAUUGUCUACAUAUUUCUUCUUAUGAUUUAGAAAAUAGUAUCCUGAACUAACCUGUAAUCAGGUAAAUUGUAGACACGUUCCUCACUCUACUAACGCCUCCCACAAUACAUACGAGGACACUGUGGAGGGAGAUCAUUUCAUGCGAUUUUCGCAUUACCUUGAGGGUCAUGAUAGCCUUCACACUAUUUUAAGUUUACAUAAUCUACUUUAAAAUGUUUAUCGUCUUUUGAUCGCAACAUAACCUAGGCGAGUACUCCCGAUACGAAGAUUCAUUAAAGAUUCAUUAAAAAUUUUCUCAAGUAUUUUUUUUUUACUUUAAGAGGGGUUGCGGUCAAAUGAAAUUGCACAUCUCUCCCAAAUGCUACCCAAAUCCGCCCCUCUAGCCAAAAAUACUAUUCGGUUAACGAAAAUAUUCGUAGUCUAUUCAUAAAAUGACAUUCACCAUUCGAUUUGUCCGUAAAGUGAUCAUAAAUUUGUCAAGAAAUUUUGAUUAAUUUCGUUUACAAACCAUUAAACCAAACAUUUAAUAUGUAUUAUAAUUAACUACUACAUUGAUUUGUAUGUAAUAAUAGCACUGCAUAUACAGCUUUACAUUUUCAGCUGUCAUGUUUGCUUAACAUCAAAG
Messenger RNA from Gryllus bimaculatus (two-spotted cricket), 1197 nucleotides. The record is from the annotation of a GenBank genome assembly. Lineage: Eukaryota; Metazoa; Arthropoda; Insecta; Orthoptera; Gryllidae.